GAGAGAAUGAAUGAAUAAAUGAAUGAAUGAAGGAAAAGGGGAAGAAGAAAUACAUAUGUAUACGUCCGUAUCGUGCCAGUGACAGCAGCGUGCCCGAGUCGAGUCCAUUAUGGAACGUUGACUGUUUCAGUUUAUCCGCUCGACCGCAGGUCCGAUGGCGGGAGAGGAGAAGGUGUGACUAUCAGCCGGCUGCGUCGGCGGUGCCGAGGGACGACGACUGCGAUAAACGAUUGCCGAGCGAGGACCAGCAGCUCCAGCAGCCGCAGCAGACGGUGCAGGUGAUCGCCGCGGGCCGGCCAGGUAAUCACGGCAACAACAACCACACGCGGGUGCUCAUCAAACGCGGCGGAAGCGGCGGCGGUGGCGACGAUUCUUCCCACGACGAGUGCGAUCAGACGCAGUGUUGAUCGAGCCACGGGACCACGUACAACGAUUACAUCUCCCCCGUCCCGAAACCAGACAGGCGGCAACCGGACAAACCGGAGUCGGCGGAAUAUUUCGCUGAUUCACCAAUGUAUGCCGGGUUUCGCGUUGGUAACGGUAAACCAGCGUGGAACGGAAGGUGUAUUGUAUCUUAUUUUCUUACGUGUAAUAUAAUCAUUCAUUUCAACAAGUUUUCUUCCUCUCGCGAUUAUACGUGCGCUCCUCUUUGGCGUUGCAGAGGGAAGAGCAAUGCAACGAAAUGACGUAAAUUCGCAUCGAGUAUUUUAAAAAGACUUGCACUACCUCUCCGCUCCACCGCUCAAUAUCAAACGGAGCUGCGAAAAGGUGCGAUCAAAGAUACUUUGCACUAUUACUGGGAAUCAAAGUUCGUCUUGAGAAAUUUACCAACACAAUGAAGCCCAAACUCUAAAAGCUCCAAGAUUUACUUUGUUAAUUAACCCCCCGGUCGUCGCGCGGACUCUUUAAAAGUUCGAUGUUUCAGUCAAACGCGUUCUUUUUUUUCGUAAGAAAAUAUUAACUUGUGACCUUUCCGCUAAACUUGGAUAUUCUCGCGAAGCGAUAUAUUCUGCACAAAAUCCGACAACCUAAUUAAACAAAGAAAAUAAUUGAGUUCUCGACACGAGACAUAUAAAUUGAUCUUUUACAUUAGGAUUUCUCAAGAACCCGACGCGUCGACUCGGGUUGCGCAAAAUGGCGCGAUGACUGAAGAGUUAAUUUCAUGUAACGUGAAUCUCGUGUAUAACGAAACAUAAAAAUGCGCGUGUUUACUAUUUAUUAAUUUGAGGAAGAAAAAUCAUAUCAGAGUAACGAUACGAUCGUCGUUUUUAUACUAGUGAAGAAUUUGCUAUUAUUUCUUCGUGCAAUGUUUGAAAAGUGAUCUGUUAGCGUUAGUGUUUCUUGUCAAUCGUUUUACUAAAUGUAAAUGAUGCAAUUUAUUUGUAUAUAUUUACCAUCUACGUGACGUUAUAUAGAUAUAUCGGUCGAUUGUAUAAUAUGUAUGUCGAUACUCAUUGUCCGCGACACCAUCGUAAUAAAAGGAAUCUGUAAUUAGAAUAAAUGUUAAUACUAUACAUACUAGUCUUAACUGUAUCAUAAAAUAGACCGCAAUUUUUUUAAAUCAUGAGUAAAACGAAUUAAGUUUUUGAGAAUAAAUUUAUUGAUUUAGGGGGGGAGAAGCGCUUCGUGAAACUCAAUGAAAGAGUUCGUCUAAAGCAAUUGAGAAAGAACUUUGGGAAUUUUCAAGAAUCUGAAAUAUAAAAACAUCCCAAAUUUAGGUACGAUUAACGUUUAAGAUGUUUUCAAAACUUUAAACUUUUCUCCGUCACAGAAGCGACAAUGGCCAAAGAAUUUCUUAUUUCGUAUAUGAUUGUAAUCUUGUACAAUCGUUUUAUUACAUGUGUAUAUAUAUAUAUAAAAUUCUAUGUAAUGUAUCGAUUGUAAACAGUUCUAUAAAAGGUAAAAUGUGUGUAUGUACAAUAGCGUGUAUAUCUCGAUGGUUGUAAGAAAUUCAUAUCUCUACAAACGAAACGAAUCUGAAGAAAAGUGUUUAAGAAAUUUAAUAUAUUUUGCGAAAAAAAAACACAAAUAAACUAACCAGUCUCGAUUUAA
Molecule: messenger RNA, 2052 nt
Organism: Vollenhovia emeryi
Lineage: Eukaryota; Metazoa; Arthropoda; Insecta; Hymenoptera; Formicidae
Exons: 1
Coding region: 27-407 (126 amino acids)
Source: RefSeq, a predicted model, not a curated record